This is a messenger RNA of Cuculus canorus (common cuckoo), 3460 nucleotides long. It is a transcript of the gene SYT16, whose product is annotated as synaptotagmin 16. The record is from RefSeq and is a predicted model, not a curated record. The coding region runs from base 1145 to 3118 and encodes 657 amino acids. The transcript is spliced from 11 exons. Lineage: Eukaryota; Metazoa; Chordata; Aves; Cuculiformes; Cuculidae.
CCGCGGCCAUGGGGACGGCGUGUUUAAUUUUGCUCUGAGAAAGGCAAGGAAGUGAGGCUCACGGCAAAGAGUGAAUCUCUGGAGCGGUUUGUCGAGGCCACCAGCCCUGGCAACAAAUGGACCUGAGAAGAGGUGGCAGCUCCUUGGCCUGGUACACGAAGUUACUCCUGAGGCCUCUGGGUUUUUGUCUGAAGUUGGAGUCUUCAUUACCCUCCCUGCAGUCCUCUUUCACUUCAUCAGCAAGAAGCUCUGCAUUGAGAAAAGAGGUGGGCUCUCAUGCCUGGAACAACAAGGGAGAAGAAAACACUACAAAGGAAAAUCCAGAGCUUGUUAAGGGCCUUGGGAAACUUGGUCAGCAGUGACACUCACAGCUGAUGUGAACCUCAGGCACUGUCUGCGAACCUUUCUCAUAACACUUCCGCAAGAGGCUCCAAUCAACUGAAUGUCUUCAAGAGCACAGACUGGUUUUGGCACUGUGACAAUUUUAACUGGAAAUACAGCUUCAUCAUAGCAAUGUUUGGUUAUCUUUCGCUGUGAAGAUGGAAGGGCUUUGCUAGCAUCUUGUUAAACAUGAUUGUGGCUGCUGCAGGAGGAACAAAGAGCCCAGAUUGUUCACAGAACUAGGACAGAGGAUUUCUUGGCCCAGUGCUGCUGCUGCUCUGCUCUGCCUUCAGCAGAGUACAUUUCUCAUCUCCUCUCUGCCAUUUCAUAUGUACUAACUGGGCUCCAGUCCGAAUGGAGGAUCAAUGGCUUAGAAAGAGUUACUAAAUCAUCUUACCCCUCCAAGCCUUUCUUACUUUUUCCUUUCACGAACAAAAUGGCCUUUUGUGCAGAGACUCGUGUUGUGGGCAUCGGCUUAGAUUCACACCUUGUUUUAAGUCUUUCCUCCUAAGUUUGGAGCAAGGCUUCAUGAUGGGUCUGCUUGUCCUAAGUGUCCAGAAAAAUAAAGCCCCUGUCGUUGGAUAUGAUCUGUGGCAUUCCAAGUCAGCAUGAGAUGCUGAUGCUCUCUGUAUAAGAUCAGGAAACAAAGGUCUGUUGACAGCUGUAACCAGGAUGUGCAUGCUCCAGAAAAGCUCCUUGAAUAAUAAGUGACAUGCUGGCAAAGCUGAACAACUGAUCAUCAGAUACUGGCAUAGUGUUAAACAUGGCUUCUGAGGCUGCUCAGAACUUCCUUCAGCCACUGUCUUCUUGGAUGUCUCAAAUAUAUGAAGCUAUUCAACAAGCAGGAGACUCUAUAUCUGCUUCUCUGCUGAGUUUGAGUGGAGUGGGUCGUAAGUCAGAAGAAGAGCGGGACCGAGACUUGGAGAAUAAUGGAGGAGUUUAUGAGGAUUAUUCUGAGGAAUCAGAAGGGGAACGACACCUGGACCUUUGGGAUGAGGAAUACUUACAUCCUAGAGAAGAUGGUCACAUUGGAGGUCCUGAUAUUGCUUCACAAAACCUCCCUCAUGGUUCUGACAUAGGUCCACAGAAGCAGAAACGAGUUAAAAACACCAAGAGCUUACCAGAGCAGUGUGUUGAAUGCACCAGGUCUUUGACAGCCAAUGGAGCUUACUGGACGAGCGAAGAUCUCCAGCCACUUGAUCGGCUUCCUCCCAUUGCUGAGGAAGAAGGUGAGCCCUCUAUGAGAAUGGGAGGUCAUGAGCACAAUCUCAACUUGGAUGGCUCCUUAAAAAGUAAUAAUGGCAAGGCGAGUUUUGCAGUAAACAGUUACAGGGAGGAUGAAGAACAAACAGCAUCUUCAGGCAGUGAUGACAAGGUGAUUAAGCAGUUUGAGAUGUCUGUGUCAUGCUCACAAAGUUUUCGAUCAGAAGUAUCUGAAAAAGUUACACCAGCAGGUGUGGAGCGUAGACUCAAACUCAGCCAUUUGCUCUCCAGCCACGAGGAGUACCGUACAGAGGUAUCUGAAUGCAAAGAUCUGGAUGGACUAAGCCAACUGAGUUACCAAGACAACCUAUCCUUUCGUGAAGAUGACCAUGUCUCUCUCGAUUCAAGAAGAACAAUUGAGAGUAGGGGCGCUGGGCAGCGUAAAGGGCCUAGGAUGGAGGCCAGCAUUGCCAAUGGCGUUAGUCAGCAAGCCACGGAAAGAUGUUUGGAAAUGGAGACAGCAUUUACCAAGCAGGGAUUGGAAGUAAAUGAUGCUACUGACAGCUCAUCGACUUGGAGCCCUGAGGAACAUGAUGAAGUGAACAGCGUACCAGCUCAUCGUUGUGCUCAUGAGCCCAUCUGUAAAUGCGGUGAUCUAGAUGUCAUCUUCAACUACAAAGCCUCAAGUAAAAAGCUAGUAGUUACUAUAUUGGAAGCCAGGGAUAUCCCAGACAAAGACCGCAGUGGUGUGAACAACUGGCAAGUGCACACAGUCCUAAUGCCUAGCAAGAAACAGAGGGGUAAAACAAGUGUUCAGAGAGGACCUAUUCCAAUUUUCAAGGAUAAAAUUACCUUUAGUAAGCUGGAACCAGAAGAGUUAAGCAGCCACGCCAUUCGUUUCCGCCUCUAUGCGGUACACAAGAUGGUCGGAGAGAAGAUGAUGGGAGAGCAGUUGUUCUACCUGGGCAACAUCAGCCAGGAGAGGGAAGCAAAAGUGACAUUGGUCUUGGAGCCAAGAAGUAAUUUGAGUAGUGCAGACUCUCAGCUUAGUCUGUCAGCAAUCUCUCACAGUGAUAGCGCUUCUUCAACACAGUCCCUGUCGCAUGGAGGGGUGCCAGAACUGCUUGUAGGAUUGUCGUACAAUGCCACUACGGGACGGCUGUCAGUGGAGAUGAUCAAAGGCAGUCAUUUCCGAAAUCUAGCAAUUAAUAGGCCACCUGACACGUAUGGAAAGCUCUGCCUGCUUAACUCUGUGGGCCAGGAGAUGUCUCGCUGCAAGACCUCCAUCCGUCGAGGACAGCCCAACCCUGUCUACAAGGAAACUUUCAUCUUCCAGGUUGCCCUGUUCCAGCUCUCUGAUGUCACACUAAUGAUCUCCAUAUACAACAGACGCAGCAUGAAGCGCAAAGAGAUGAUCGGCUGGAUUUCUAUGGGUCAGAACAGCAGUGGAGAGGAAGAGCAAAAUCAUUGGCAGGAACUGAAAGAAUCAAAAGGGAUGCAGGUCUGCAGGUGGCACACGCUACUGGAGUCCUAGUGAUUACCAUGGCAGCCGGCGAGUCUUGGGAUCGUGGGCUUACUUCUCUUGUUCUCAGUCAGCACAAAACAGCUAUCCCAUGGCAAGCACUAUGCUCUGACAGGUCAGGUACGCUUUAAUCUGAGUUUUCAGUGUUGGCAGUCAUGGGUAUUAAGGUAGCAAGGCCUGGGAAGCAAGUUUAGUUCUUGCCUUUCCAAGUCGUCUUGCAUUUUCUACACUCAAAUAAUUAACUCUAGGAAAAGCAAUGAGAAAACCUAGAAUAUCCUGUCCUUGGUCAUUGUCUUGCUUAUUUUGUCAUAGGCUUAAUCAUCAUAGACUGAUUCUCGUGUUGUUUUCUUCUGG